AUGUUUCAAAGACUGCCGCCCAUCGUUCCUACGCACGGGUAUUCCCAAUACCUCUCUGCCAUGUCGUUUAUGCUCUAUUGGAUAUUGCUCUUCGCCGACAUCACCAAACACACGCCUGCAGAACCUCAUAGCACCGUGGACAGGCUCAAGAAGCUCGUGGGGCUAUCGGUCAACAGUUCACUCAACAGCAGAAUUUUGUCUGGAAUCAGCGAAGCUGCUCAGCUUCUGAAGAAAAUCAGCAAGGAUCCAAUCAUCAGCGCUACUUCGACCGACGUCCUCUUCACAGUCAUCAGUCUUCUGACCUGGACCUUCACCCGUGAUCAGGAUGUUGAGUCGAUACUCGAGAACAGUAUGCUAGCUUUCCUCGUCCCCAAACACGAGAAGCACGUGGCUUUCGAGGAGGACGCAAAACUCGCUACUGAUCUCCAGCCCGAACCCGAAGUAUUGCUCGAUACCACAACUCCCAGGAAGCGCGGACGUCCCUCCAAGAACAAGUCCAUCUUGACCUCACCUGCUGCAUCGUCGACGGGCUCCAUCCGACGUAGCUCAAGGAGGUCUGCACGCAAUACUGACAUUGACUCCGACGUUGAUUCCACGUAUCAGCCUAGCUCUACAACGAAGCGAGAAGUUGCAGAGACGGAGACUGAUGGAACACAUUCCGAACAAGAUCUUGUUCAAAGUGCAGAGUCGACGGCACUUGCACUGUUUCUGACAUUUGCGGGCGGCUUAGGACAAUUAGCUGCCGGCGCUCUCGGUGCGGAGGUGACUGGUCCGCGGGAGUGA
Parastagonospora nodorum SN15 is the source of this 783-nucleotide messenger RNA. RefSeq lists its product as hypothetical. The transcript has a single exon. Bases 1 to 783 code for a protein of 260 amino acids. Lineage: Eukaryota; Fungi; Ascomycota; Dothideomycetes; Pleosporales; Phaeosphaeriaceae. The record is from RefSeq and is a predicted model, not a curated record.